AUGUUCAUGCUAGAACGUGUCGGGGCCGGACCGUGCCGGAGCCGGGAAACAAUAUCCAUCGACAUUUCAACGCCGAGCUACGGAGGAAUAAUAUUAGGACAUGCGCAGUACACGCUUCAGGCGGUACCUUUUAAUAUAGCGUGGAGUAACCAGUGGGGACUCGAGUUUGCAACUCGUAUCGUACGUCCCGCGGUUUCCCAGCGCGUAUCUUCUGAGUCGUCGUUCAAUCGUGAAUCUGCCAAGGCGUCGUCUAAGAAGGAAGUCAUAGUUGUGCAUUCUGAAACGAUCGAAUACAGUAAUGGCUUAAAUACAUUCAAAGCUGAAUUGGAAGAGGAAGUCGAUAUUAUAGACCUCGGAGCACCGAGGGGGAUCCGAAGUGUGCCUCCAGAACGCGUGAGCAGCAAACCCGCGCGGGUCGCUUCAACCUACACUCCUAAUCCGAGAUUGUAUCCUGGGCCCCAGGCGAAAUUUAAAAAAGUGAAGAGAGACCGCGCAACGGAGACCAAGCCAGCUGAGCCCAAGGACAGCCAACAGUCAAAGCGCAAGCGGUUCUUCCGCCGGCCCGUGCCCAACGCGCGGCUGUACAGGCCGGGACCGCCUCCGCCGAAGCCGAUCUCCAAGCAAGCUCGCGUGACCUGGACUGCCGUGAGCGCUGGACGAGCAUUAGACACAGCAUCUUGUGCUGCUCUGCGUCUGGUUGAAGAGCGGGUGGGGUCAGCGCGCUCACCGGGCCGGGGGCUCGUCGUCCGUCUGCCGGGAGGCGGCAUGGAAACCACCAACAGACAUUCCACCAGCCCUGAAGACUGCUCCGACGGUAACGAGACCAUGUCGGCGCCCAGCGAGUUUCUUGCCGAGUUUCUGUCUGCAAUAAUGCGUCGAGAGUACGCCGAGGCGCUGAAGUACUGCAAGCUGAUCCUGCAGUACGAGCCGCACAACGCCACCGCGCGCGGCUUCUACCCGCUGCUGCAAAACAAGCUGGAUGCACAACAGAAAGCUGAAGAAGUUGAGCGACGGGACAGCUCCAGUGAGUCGGCGAGCGAGGCGCGGCGGCUGCGCACCAAGCACGAACCGGAGGAAGCGAUGGAGCAGGACCCGGACGGCUCGUGGAGCUCCGGACGUAGCUCAGCCUCGGAGCUGGACCUGGACUCUUCGUCGGCCUCCGCCUCGCCAUCACGCAGCCUCACCAUCAGCCGGCACACGGACAGUGGAUCUGGUACAUCAGCAGCCCCAUCUGGCUCCAGCGCCACGGACACGGACGACAACGGCAACAUACAGCCCCCCACCACAGCACACACAUAUCACUCCUCGGAUGACGUCGAGAACGAUAACACAGCCGCCGCCGGAGAGCCCCAGCACUUGAUCAAGGAAUCCUCUUCGUUACGGCGACUCCGCGCACAGUUCGCGUGCUCCAUCAAAUAACUCAUGUUCUACCGUCAUUUACUGUACCUCACUAUGGUCUUCGACCAUAGGCUCACCUUUGUAAUUAGCUUCCUCUAAGGUAUUACUACUUUAGUGAAAGGCUAAAAAAUAUAUAAUUGUCUGUGGACGUUUAUUUAAAUAAUUUACAAAGUUUGAGGCCUAAUGAAAAAUACGUUUUGAACAUCACUUAAUUAGUAUUGAGAAAAAAAAAGUUCAUUCGUUUUUUAUGUAACAGAACUAUUAUUAAUUUUGUAACUAAAUCGUAAAUAAAUUGUAAUAUUUAUACGAAAAAAUUAUUUGAGUGAUUCUUUAUUUUGUUGAAUUCGCAUUGUCGUACGUGAUCGCGUGUUAUCUUCAUAUUAAGCAGGGCUCGAGGUAAAGAUCAAACCGUUUUAAUGCAAUUUUCCGGCUGUCUCAUAAGCCGUUGCCAGCCGUGACAAUGACAUCACAAUCGAACUACGCAAUGUUGCGCUGUCACAUGUCAAGAAGUUUUAUUAAAAAUUUGAAAUCAAUAAAUACUUAAAUAUAAUAACUAUGAUUAAAUAGUUUUCAGUAAUUUAGCUGUAGUUUUGUUUCACCUUGAAUGAUUUUGUGUCGACUGCAUUCAAAAUAGUUUUGUUAGCGAUACACGUCGCCUUAGGACCAAACUGUAGAGCAUAUCUAAAAUAAUCGUACCUAUCGUUGUUAGAUGUUAAUUAAGUAUCGUGUCGGUGUUGUUUACUCUAAAACUUUGUCGAAGACAUUUGUAUGUUGUUCUUUAAGAUAUAUCUUGUUGCAAAGCUAAAAAGUAUUUCGAUGUUUAGAUUUCUCUGUGAAACUAAACUUUUCCGUUCCGUUCCGUGUUUAUGAAGCGUUUGCCUGUUUGUUUUUAGGUUUUGUAUGGACUUUAAAUUAAAAUAAAUAAUUUACCUUUUUUAUUAUAAACAAGUAGGUAUAUACCUACCUACCUACAUUAAACAAAUAAUUCCAGUAUUCUGAAUUGUGCAGUUUAGCAAUUUUUUUUGUUAGUUUUUUUAACCAUUACUUUAUUUGUUGAUGAUUAAGUCUCCUUUUCAGACUUUAAAUUAUUUUAGAACGCAAUACUCUUCUUUUUCGGCCGCGUCCUAAUAUGGCUUUUAUACAUGACACAAAGUAUCUUCUAGGUUCAGUGUCCAACAAAUAAUUGCUCAUCGUUCGAAAUAGUACGAAUAAUAACCCUGUAAAUCAUAGUUUUCAACUAAAGUUCUGCACGCCAAAUUUUUUGGGCACAUGGCAACCUCGUCGCAUAUCGCUUUAUUACACUACAAAUGACCGGAAACAUGACAGAUCGUUCAUGCUUUUCUAAUGACCCCGUUAGAAAUAAUGUUUUCGUACAACCACGAACAAAACUUUAUACUUUAAACAUCCGACCAUAACUAUUUAUUUAUACUUAACUUAGAAAAUUAAUAUUGUUUUCGAAUAAUUAUUCCGUUUCGACGAAACCAAAUUACAUACUUUUUGUCUGUGGAAACAGUGUCAGCUUGCGACAAAAAGAGCAUUAUAGACUUAAUAUUUAUGGACAUUAGUAAGUAGUCUAAUAACAUUUUGAAAAAGAGGCCUCGCUGAACUGAUGACGACGUGAUGUGGUAUGUAAAGUUUGAAAUGCAACAAAAUUUAAAGAGAUUCUUCACAGCGUAUAUGAAAACAUAAAAAAAAUACGUCCGAGUAUCUAUAUAAAAAUAAAAAUAGCAUCAAUAAAUAAGACACGUUGUACUUCAAACUCACCAUUCUAAUAAUGCCAAAAUUCUCGUCCUAAGUAAUCGUCCUGUCGCAUGUCGGCCUAGUAUUGCGGACCCCUAUAUGUAAUUAAUGUUUAUAAAUAUGUUUUUAACUUUUUAUCGAUAUGUGUACAAGUAGUUUUCUUUAUCGUUCGUAUGAGCUGUGUGCAACGAGAAGACUGAAUGAAGUGUCGACGUACUGUCUGUUUUCUAAUGUUUUCGUGUGAUGUUAUCUGUUUAGAUAAUUAUAUACCUACUACGUUAUUUGACGCUGCACAGAUGUCUAAACAAUUUGUUAAAUUAUAUAUUUGGGGAUGGUAAGCUUUUUUAACUGAUACCUACUGCAAAACCAAUGGAAAAAUAUUUUAACUUAUUAAUACCUAUGUAAUUUAAAACGUCAAAAUAAUUAGCUGUCAAGAUUAGCGCGCCAUUUAUUUACCCUGCUAAACUAUUCAAAAAGUUUAUGGCGCAUAUUGAUAACACGAUACUACACAAGUUUUAGUCUGCCAAAUACUUCAUACUUCGUUUAUCGUAUUAUAAAAUUCGCGUAAGAGAUUACGAAGCUUUUCGUACAAAUAUGUUGGGUAAUGUCCGGCCGGAGUACAUCAAGAUAAUAGAACAGUCUAACCAUUCAAAGUGUCAGGGCAACAAUGUCGAAUGAUUAAUUUGCAAUCCUCAGUGUUUAAUUAAAUUUUUGCGUAUUGCAUUUAGAGAGCUUUGACUUUUAUUGUUCGCGAAAAACAAAUUGUUACUCAUCCGUCUGCUGGGUACUAAUAAGAACGUAUCGAUUGUACAGUAAUUCCAUCUUCCCCUGCUAAUGAAAUAUAAUAGUUAAAAGUGAUAAUGUGCAAGUUCCUCACGGCCAUAGGAAGAUCCGGAGAUCAAUUCUCUACUGAGACACUACUAAUCCACGCUUAUUGUUAUUGGAUACCGCCACCUAAGUCUCCUAAACCUAACUAAAGUAUACGAGGAAUCUUUAUGUAGUACCUACUGCGUCCUCGCUUUGUCCGGGUUUUCCUGGCUAACAGAAGCUCUCGCCACGACCAGCCUGUACGCCGGAGUGAGGGGGAGAACUAUGACCCUAGCCCAAUUUCGUUUAAAAUACACUAAAUACCAGUAACCUACACAUAUCUAAACAUACACGUAGCACUUUAAAGCAGUAUUACAACUUUGAUAAUAAUAUGUGUGUACAAUAUUUAUAAUUACACUAGUCGUAUGUGAAUUUUGUGGAUUCAUCUUUGAGAGUUCAUUCACCUUUAUAAUUACCAUAUUUCGUGGCGCUCUCUCAUAAUCAAAAUAGAUGUUUCUCAUAAUAGAUGUUCAUUGAUUUUUUUAUCGCUCCAAAUCUAAGUCUUUAUUCAAAGCUUGGAGAUCUAUUAUUUAUUUAUUUGCCUAUCUUUAUGCAAAAAUAAUAGUAUUGACAUAAUUUUUCGAGUGGCAAGAAUGCAAACAGUAUGUCAUGUCUUUCAUCGAAUUUGUAAUUACUUAUUAGAUAAUGGUUAAAAAAGAUUUUGAUAAUUUUCCUUCAGUUUUGGCGUCUGAUUGAAUUGUUAAGUGUGAAUUUUUAAUAUAAAAUACUUAUACAUAUAAAAUUGUGUAGAGUUAGUUUUAAAAUUAUAUACCGAGUAGUUAAUAAAAAUGCGUUUGUUAAAAUAUAUUAUUAAUUGUAUGUACUUGUGUUAUCAUUUCUGAUGUUUGUAUGUAUUCGAGGAUGUGUAUUAUUAAAAUGUAUUUUGGUAUGGAAAUAGAAAUAAAUUAUAUGUCUGAU
Bombyx mandarina (wild silkworm) is the source of this 4923-nucleotide messenger RNA. RefSeq lists its product as uncharacterized. Gene Ontology annotation, molecular function: protein binding. The record is from RefSeq and is a predicted model, not a curated record. Lineage: Eukaryota; Metazoa; Arthropoda; Insecta; Lepidoptera; Bombycidae.